Messenger RNA from Saccharomycodes ludwigii, 1275 nucleotides. RefSeq names its product glycosyltransferase family 32 protein. The transcript has a single exon. Gene Ontology annotation, molecular function: mannosyltransferase activity. Lineage: Eukaryota; Fungi; Ascomycota; Saccharomycetes; Saccharomycodales; Saccharomycodaceae. The record is from RefSeq and is a predicted model, not a curated record. Gene Ontology annotation, biological process: mannosyl-inositol phosphorylceramide biosynthetic process. The coding region runs from base 1 to 1275 and encodes 424 amino acids.
AUGAAAGAUGCACUAUUAGAUUCUGAGCUAAACCCAUUACCAAAUACACCACCAAAACCACAACUAAUACCUAAAAUCAUUCAUCAGACCUACAAAACUGAGGAUGUUCCGGAACGCUGGAAGGCAGGGCAACAAAACUGUAUUGAUUUGCAUCCAGAUUACCAAUACAUUUUGUGGACUGAUGUAAUGAUUAGAAAGUUUAUUGCAGAACAAUACCCAUGGUUUUUGGAAACUUUUGAUAGUUAUAAGUACCCUAUUGAGAGAGCAGAUGCCAUGAGAUAUUUUGUAUUAAAUCAUUAUGGUGGUGUAUACAUCGAUUUAGACGAUGGUUGCAAUAGAAGAUUAGAUCCAUUGUUAACGGUGCCUGCCUUUGUUCGUAAGACUUCACCCACUGGUAUUAGUAAUGAUGUUAUGGGUGCUGUACCAAAACAUCCAUUUUUUUUAAAGUUAUUGAAAUCUUUAAAGAAGUAUAAUCGUAAUUGGUAUAUCCCGUAUAUUACCAUCAUGUCGAGCACGGGCCCCCUUUUUGUAAGCAUUAUUUGGAAACAGUAUAAGAGGUGGAACCAUUCACUGGACGUAAAUAGUAGUGGCGCUGUCAGAAUAUUACAACCACAAGACUAUAGGCAAGGUCCGUAUGCAUUUUUCACGAUUUCUAAGGGCUCAAGUUGGCACACAGGGGAUAGUAAUGUUGUUUUAAAUAUGGCUGUUCAUAUUACUGCCUGUGUUGUUAGUGGGUUUGUUGUUGUUUUUAUGAUCUUAUACUGUGAAUUCAUAUUUUAUUGUUGGUUAUGUAAUAAUAGUAGUAGACUGGGAAAAUAUGUUGAUAACAUUGUUUCCAAGUUUAUAUUAUGGUCAUCUGGUACCAAGACUAGCAGUGAUAAUACUGGGGACCGUCUAAUUUCUGGCGAUACCUUUAUUAGUACAAAUAAAAGAAAUAACUUUAAAUUCAGUUGUUCUGCUGUUGUCAGUAGGAUUAAUCGCUUCUGGAAAAGAUUAAUUGGCCGGUCAGGUGAAGAUAGUGGCGAUUUUACUGAAAAAAAUAUCAUUUUUGAUAAAAAUGAUAGCAACAGUAGUAGUAGUAUGCAUUAUAAUAUAAACAAGCAUGGCGCUAUUACUACUCAUAACUUUAAUAAAAAAGCUGAGAAUGAACAAUUAAAGAUCAAAAAGAACACUAAUGCCAAGAGGUCUAGAAAAGAUUCUAAUUUGCCUAUCAGACUAGAAGAAAUUAUAUUAGACUUGGAACAUCAAGGGACUGAAAUAACAGAUUUGAGCUGA